Cyprinodon variegatus (sheepshead minnow) is the source of this 1617-nucleotide messenger RNA. RefSeq names its product zona pellucida sperm-binding protein 4-like. Gene Ontology annotation, cellular component: egg coat. Bases 60 to 1571 code for a protein of 503 amino acids. The record is from RefSeq and is a predicted model, not a curated record. The transcript has 8 exons. Gene Ontology annotation, molecular function: structural constituent of egg coat; acrosin binding. Gene Ontology annotation, biological process: binding of sperm to zona pellucida; prevention of polyspermy. NCBI's taxonomy places the organism in Eukaryota, Metazoa, Chordata, Actinopteri, Cyprinodontiformes, Cyprinodontidae.
ACAGUUUCCACAGCAUUCUGUGUUAUUUGCAAAUAACUCUAUGCUGUAAGGCCAUAACAAUGAAGCUGAUUUACUGCUGUCUUUUGGCCAUCGCCAUUCAUGGCUACCUGGCAGAUGCUCAAGGUAAACCUCAGCCAUUUUUUCCCAUCAAUCCCCAGAUACCUACAAUAAUUCAAAAGCCUGGGGAUACUGGUAAACCUCAGACACCCGAAAGACCUCCGAGGCCUCAGUUUACUUCGUUUCCCCAAAAACCUGACCAACCUACGAUGCCUCAGAUACCCCAGAGACCUGGAGGACCUCAGUUUCCUUCGUUUCCCCAAAAACCUGACCAGCCUACAAUGCCUCAGAUACCCCAGAGACCUGGAGGACCUCAGACACCCCAGAAACCUGGAGGACCUCAGAUACCCCAGAAACCUGGAGGACCUCAGAAACCCUCAAAUCCUAUAACACCUACAGAUUCAUUUCUCUCCUGUGAAGUUCCUCAGGCCCACAAGAUACAAUGUGGGCCCCCUGGCACCAAUGCCAACGAAUGUCAAGCUAUAAACUGUUGCUAUGAUGGAAGCAUGUGCUACUACGGCAAAUAUGUGACACUUCAGUGCACCAAGGACGGCCAGUUCAUUAUAGUUGUGGCGAGAGAUGCAACUCUACCCAACAUUGACUUAGAGUCAAUCAGUUUUCUUGGAAGCGGUGCAAACUGUGGUCCUGUUGGUACAACUUCUGCUUUUGCUGUAUACCAAUUUGGAGUGACUCAGUGUGGCACAGUCAUGACGGAGGAACCAGGUGUCAUAGUCUAUGAGAACAGGAUGUCCUCUUCAUAUGAAGUGGCUGUUGGACCUUUUGGGGCUAUUACCAGGGACAGCCAAUACGAUCUAAUGGUCCAGUGCAGAUAUAUCGGCACUACUAUUGAGGCUUUGGUCGUUGAGGUUGGUGUGCUUCCUCCACCACCUGGAGUUGCAGCUCCUGGACCUCUGCGUGUGGAGCUCUUGCUUGGCAAUGGAGAAUGUAAUGUCAAAGGCUGUAUCGAAGAGGAAGUGGCCUUCACUUCCUACUUCAGAGAUGCUGACUACCCAGUCCAAAAGGUUCUCAGAGACCCAGUGUAUGUUGAAGUCCGAAUUCUAGAGAGAACUGAUCCCAACAUUGUUUUGACUCUUGGAAGAUGCUGGGCAACUACAAGCAAUAAUCCUCAGAGUUUUCCACAGUGGGACUUACUUAUUGAUGGUUGCCCAUAUGUUGAUGACCGCUACAGAACACGACUCCUCCCUGUAGAUAGCUCAUCUGGACUGAUGUUUCCAACCCACUACAGGCGUUUUGUUUUCAAGAUGUUCACGUUUGUGGGUAUGGCUCAGUCUAAUCCUAGUAAGAAGGUACCCUCAGAUCCAUCAAUGACUCCGCUACAGGAACAGGUGUAUAUUCAUUGUAAUGCUGCUGUAUGCCAGCCUUCUAACACCAACAGCUGUGAGCCCAGAUGCUCCAGGAAAAAGAGAGAGAUUGGGGGCUCCACAAAGAAGCUUUCUAGAGAAGAAGCCACUGUUGUUAGCAGUAAGGAACUGGUCUUUACUGUUACUGAGUAAAAACAUUGCAUCAGCGUUCUCAUCAUCACAUCUAAUUUCUUGAUGU